Molecule: messenger RNA, 6137 nt
Organism: Drosophila novamexicana
Lineage: Eukaryota; Metazoa; Arthropoda; Insecta; Diptera; Drosophilidae
Product: serine-rich adhesin for platelets
Exons: 9
Coding region: 242-5647 (1801 amino acids)
Source: RefSeq, a predicted model, not a curated record
AAUACCUGCCUGGCGCAUUUUUGCGUUGCCAAAGCUGACGCUGUAAAACUUUGGAUUUUUUUGUGCAUUUUUUGCAAAAAAAAAAAAUUUCUGCCAGUUUGCAUAAACACCCAGCCGGCAAACACAAACCCAAACGAGCAGCAAACGUGCCAGGAACAAAGUUCAAGCAGAAUAUGGUGGAAUAAGUUGGACAGCAGCAACGGCAACAGCAACAUUAAAAAUCACAACAGCAACACACAAAAUGUCGUCGUCGAUCUGCUCGCACUUUACGCAGAAUGCGUGGAAAAAGGAUCUAUGCUCUAACUGCUUCAAGUCGAAGGAUGAGCACAAAGCAGCCGCUGCUGCCGCAGCUGCCGCACAACAGGGCACCAAGCCAAGCGCUCUCAAGUCAGAUAGCCAAGCAAAGACUGAUUACCCAAACAAGCACAGAACGCCAGCCAAGAGCAUUAUUAAGAAGGCGUUCGGCGUGCGCCUCACUACGACCACCAGCAGCAGCAGCAGCUUCACCAAGUCUAGCAGCAGCAGCUCCAAGUCAGGCAAAGUUUGCUUUCCCAAGCAGCUGCACGAGAUCAUUGGCUAUGGCGGCGAGUGGUCAGAUGACGAUGACGAUGAUGAUGAUCAUGACUUUAUGAAUCUGGGCAAUGAACACGAUGACAUGGCCAUCACGGAAACAGAUGACGAAGAAGCCGUUGAGCUGAAACGCAUUACUCGCGCCAACACGGAUUUCAAUAUGAACAAUGGCAAUUUGCUGGGCGAUGCCCAGGAUAACAUUAAGAAGUCAUUUGCGGCACUUAAGCUGGGCGCACCACAGGUUGACAAGGAGGGCAAGAAACAAACGCUAACGAUCAAUGUGAUGCCCUUUGGACAGCCCACAGCGACAAAGGCGACAAAAACAACGCCGUGCAAAUCAACAGAGAUUUCGCAAACAACAACAACAACAAAGGCAGCAGCAUCCUCCAGCACAGUAACAGCCAAGUCUGUCACAUCAGCAGGCACAACAAUCAAUAGCACCAUAACCAGCACCUGCACCAAGAAAGUAACCACAACACUCACACCCACGCUGUCCAAGAGCACGCCAGGUGCAUCCACGCGCGAUGGCAAGGACAGUCCACCCAUUGAGCGAGCGAUGGAGAAGUCUCUACUAGAUGAAAUCUCAGAGACGCUGCAGCAGAAGCAAAAGCAAAAGCAGAACGAAAUCAACACAGCGGCAGCUGCAGCAGCGGCAGCAACAUCAGUCACAACAGCAACAGUUGCAAGCAGCAGCAGCAGCAGCAGCAAUAACAAAAUCAAGUUCGAACUAGGCUCGCUUAGCGAUUCACCGAAGCCAUUUCUUGACCUUAAGAAGCCCAUCGCGCGUAAUGCGCCCAUAACCAAGGAUCACACGAAGCCCAAGGUGAACGUGUGCCACAAAUACUCCGACACGGACAGCAAUUGCUCGGACACAGAAAAUGGGGUCUCCGCCUACUACGAUGUAGUUGAAACGCAGCUGAGCUACGAGAAUCUGCCCGAUGGCAAGUACAGUGAGCAGGUGGACGUGGCCAGCGCCCAGCCGGAAGCUAGCAGCACGCACUACUCCAGCUCGCAGUACAUAACGGACAUGCUGCUCAGUUCGAAGACGCGCGCCGCCAGCUAUAAUCUGCACGAGGGCAACUUUAUGACCAGCAAGAUAACCUCAGACGGCCUGAUUGUCACCAAAUGCAGCUCGGACGACGCACUCGACUCCACGGGCAGCAGCUUCGAUGGCAGCUCCGACGAGGAGAACGCCUACAACAUGAUACGCAGCGAAUCCGACUCGGGCAUCGGCAUCAGCAUUGGCAGCGACUAUAAGAAUCUGCCAAAUACUGCGGUCAAAGGCGGCAAUGAACAGCGGUCGCUGGUGGAGAAGAAGCUCAGCGCCAGCACCAACAACUCCGACUACGAGGACAUACAAAUUGGCGAUCAGUCUAGCAACCAAGCGGCGGUCAAGAGUCGCGAGCUGCACGGCGAGCCCGACGGCAGCGCCGAUCCGGACAACAAGCUCGAACAAAAUCAGCAGCAACAGCAGCAGAAGCAGGAGUCAGCGGCAGAUGCGUUGCCGCAACAGCUGCCAGCGCUGCCCAAGUCACCACCGCCACCUAUGAAAAUCGAUGCGCGAUCUUCCUUCUUGCACGGCCUGAAGAAGCCCGAGCUGCCAGCUAAGCCACUCGUUAGCAGCAGCAUCGGCAACAACAACAGCAAUAACAACAACAACUCGCCGUUGAAAACCUUUAUGAGCAAGCGGACGCCCAGCAGUGCCGAGCAGCAAUUCAUCAGCCAGCUGCAAACAGCAAUCUCCAAAUCAAGUGAGAAUCUGCUAUUAGCUGCUUCAGCGUCAACAGCGGCGGCAGCAGCAGCAGCAUCAGCAGCAGCAUCAGCGGCUGAGUCAGCCAAAGAUGAUGCCAAGCUAAAGAAAGGCAAAGCGCCAAAUCCGCCGCCGGAGCCCAAACUAAGCGCGCCGCCUACGCCGGAGCGCGAUUACAGUUUGGUAGUUGAAUUCGAACAGGCAACCAAGGCAGAGGCGUCAGCUUCCAAAGCAGGAAAGACACUAGUUGACAGCGAGCCGUUACCUACAGCAACGGCAGCAGCAGCAACAACAGCAGCAACAACAGCAGCAACAACAGCAGCAACAACAGCAGCAGCAGCAACAGUUGCUGGCAGCAACAGCAGCAACAAUCUGUAUACCAGAAAGCCACCUGUGGCGGCCGCCACGCCCGUCAUACGCGAAAAGGACAAGCGGGAGCGGGCGGUUAUCAAUCCAAAGUUUCGCAGUCUGAACACCUUUGUGAUGCAGCGCGCCAAUGCGGCAAAGCAGCUGCAAAUGCAAUCCGCCAGCUCUGUGCUGAACCUCAAGCAGCCGUUGACGCCGGAGCCGACGCCGCGUAGUCAGCGACAUCUGUCCAUGUCCGAGGAGUGCCUGGCAGCCGCUGGCUUGACGGAGCAGCAGCCUGGCAAAAGCACAAAGUCACCCACUGCCUCGCCGCCACAGAAGCAGAAAUCAAAGUUCUCGAUCAAAAAGUUUUUGCGUAUGGGCGGCAACGGGGGCAACAAGUCCAGCGAGCAGCUAUCCAAGAAGGACAGCAGCGUCUACUCUGAGAUAUGUACCGGCGAUGAUGGCAGUGUAGCUGGCAAGCCGCGCCUCGUCAUCAUACAUCCCAUUGACAUUAAUCCCACGGCCGUUGAGGUUGUCAAGGAUAUUACGAAGACAAGCGAUGCUGUCUCAGCCCAGACGGUGGCUGUGGUCACCGCCAAGCCGCCAGCUCCACCGCUGCGCGCCAGCGAGGGAUACCGCGGUCAUGAGGCCAAUAAGCCGGCACGCCCACCGCCGCCCAAAAGCGCUGAGCUGCGUCGCAAGCAGAAAACGGAGCUGACAGCAACGCUUAGCGCCAGCAGUAUAGAUUCCGCAAAGAUUUCCGGCAAUCCCAAUGCCGGCGGCUCCAUCAAAUCCAAAGCGGACAAUGUGUAUGCCAAUUUAGGCGAAAUACGAUCUUCGAUAGCCCCACGCAAGCCGGAGCGCACGGCAAGCAUGCGGGAGCGUGAGGCGCAGCUGGAGCUGGUCCGCAAACGAGGUAUACUUACCGAUACUAUCUCCAUUUGCUCGUCAAACGGUGAGAAUGUAACGGCCGAUCAGUCCAAGGCGUGCAGUACCAAUCCAUUCGAAUCUGGCAAACCGCCGGCGGGAACAGGCACUGUCAGCAGCCGCACCAGCACCUUCGAGCGGCAGCCGAAAAAGGCCGAGACCAAAAUGUCCAUAUCCAGCAAGCUGGAGAUCUUUGAGCAGCGCUCCCAGGGCGCACACGAUGCCACUGACAGCGGCCAGCGCAGCAGCCUGAAGGAUUCGGUGCGCAAGAUUAACAGCACAAUCGAUAGCUAUCUGAAGGACAAGCGCGACUAUGAGAACAUGUACGAGUUUGUCAAAAUGGGCAAUGGCAACAGUAGCUCGACAACGACAUCGACAACGACAGCCAUGGGAUCGGCAACGGCGGCAACAGCAACGCCGCCGAUGCCACCAACACGCAACAGCAACCUCGACUUGACCGCUGUGGCCGGACAACGACUCAACAGCCAGACUGGCAGACGCAACAAUAUCUACUCGGAUACGGCUUCCAUAGCCAGUUACACGCGCAGCGAGUACGGUCCAGUGCGGCAUUAUGGCCUGAACAAUAGCUUAGCCAACAUUCCACGCGUCAUCUCGGCCUCGUAUGCGGGCAGCGAGGCGGGCGAGUUCGACAUAUAUGCACCGUACAGCUACUACGGCAGCGAAGCUGGUGGAGAUGUGGCCGCGGACAUCAACGACAGCGUCUGGGGCAUGCAAAUGGGCAACAAGAACCGCAGCAAGGCCACGAAUCGUUUGCGCAUGCGCAAAGGACGCAGUGUCGUGCACAAAACCAUCGAGGACAACUACACAGCCGUUGUGGUGGCCAAUCAUGAGGCACUUGCCCAGGUGCUCGAUCAGCUGCAGCAAACGCCAGUUGUGCCCGCGGCACUGCGACCGCUAGCCAAUGCCAUCAAUUUGCGUUACGAGGACUUUACCAUCUUGGAGGGGGUUCAGGCGUUUGUGGUGGGCAAGAAGGCCUUCCAUGCGGCCCUGUGGACCACUUCGCCUGUGACCUUGGCCCUAUCGGCCGACUGCAACCAGCUGGCAGGCGUUGGCGGCGAGCUGAGCCAACUGACGGGCGGUGUCUGCGAUGUACUUAAUCCCAUAACUGAGUUUUGCGAUCUGGUACCCAGUUAUCAGUUGCCUCUGAUGCCCACAACGGAGGUGUCGCUGCUGCAGGCCACAAUAUCGGUGCUGCCGAGACUUCAGCUGGAGACGUUGCAAUCGAUUGGAGCCAUACUUAAGGGCAAGUCUCAGGUGCUGGACAAGAGCAACUUUAAUUUCCGCGGCUCUAUACCGAACCUGAACAGUCUGAAGGAUGCGGCUGGUGCCAAUGCGCUACGCAAUGUGGUUUCCGUACAGAACCUUAGCACAUUGAACGAGGAAUCAACAUCGCCUAGCAGCACGGGGGCCAACGAUGGUGAGGAGAGUACGCCCAUGCCAAGUGCCAUGCCCGCCUUCGAUGAUGUCAUGACGCGCGAGGUGGCAUUCAUCAUGCUGCAGCUGGUCAACGGUAUGAAAAAUCUGCAGGCCAAGGCCAUUGAAGAGACGCCGCUAAGUCUAUCAAAUGUGGUGCUGUCCAAGGACAUGGAUAACAAGGAUGCGCAGGCACGACUCUGUGUCUUGCAAGGCAAUAACAACGACGACGAGGAACCCAUGGGCACGCUCUGCAAAUGCGCCCACGGCGCCUUGACCGACAUGCUGCCCACAACAAAAAUCACACCCAUUCUGGCCGAUAUUUUGCAACAGGAGCGCGCCGAAUCGCUUUCCAAGGCCAAAUCAGUGCUGGAGUUUGUGCUCUGGGGUCCCUCUGAUGUGGCGCUUGUGGGCUCAACCAAGGAACGUGAGCUCGCCCUACAACGCUGGCUGGACCUGGAGCGCGCCACAGUGCUCCAUGGCUUAGUGCGCACGCGCGUCGAGCUGACCGUCUACGACGAGUGUCAUCUGAUGUUCCUCGUGCGCUCCACGGCCAAAAUGAUGAACGAUGCCGCCAAAAUUGUUUGCAGCUAUCAGCAGCAUGCGUCCCAUGAGUAGCCCCAAGUUAGCAUAAUCUCAUAUGUAUUUAUUAUACAAGAUUAUAAUAGGCUUUUAGUCCUUUGAGUUGUAGUUUAGAUAUAUACCUAUGUUGGGCUUAAGGCUCCCAGAGAAUCAUAUUCUAUGCGUAGCAUUUUAUGCAUUAUCGAAUUAUAAUUUUUACUGAAUUAUAAUUAUGAUUUACCCUAAAAACGAUAUAAACGAUACGAAUCCCAUAACAUAUUUUCCCAAGCGUGCCAAACGAACCACACGCGGAAAUUGUCUUGUAAAAACCCUGUCUUCAGUGAAACUUUAAUUAAUUGUAGUUUACUCGUAACUGUAAGUCAUUAUUCUACGCAACUAUUUAUACUUACCUACAUUACUUACUUAUCAUACGUAUUAACCGCUGAAAACUAUCGAAAGUCUAAUUCGGCUUGUAAAGGAAAACAUUGGUGUUUGUUUUAAAUAUCCAUUCGUACAAUAUUUUAUAUCUACCAAUAUGCAAAUAAAU